Molecule: messenger RNA, 702 nt
Organism: Trypanosoma conorhini
Lineage: Eukaryota; Euglenozoa; Kinetoplastea; Trypanosomatida; Trypanosomatidae
Exons: 1
Coding region: 1-702 (233 amino acids)
Source: RefSeq, a predicted model, not a curated record
AUGAUGUCAACUGAUGACUCGCAGAAAUUGCAGCUGUAUGUGAUCGCAAAGCCCUCUGCCCACCCCGGCGUCUCCGCGCCCUGUGCCACGGUGGAGAAUUUCCUGCGUCUGGCGAAGGUUCCCUACGAGGUGCACACACUUAACGACGUUCGCAUCUCCCCAACGGGAAACCUACCACUUCUUCGGUACAAGGGCAACUGCCUGGACGCCCCGGACACCAUCAUCGCGUUUGUCACAUCGACCUUCAACGUUAAACUUGAUAAAUACCUCACUGACAAGGAAAAGGCCAUCGGCGUCGCCCUCGCGGCGUUGGCAAAGUACUGCGCUUGGUGGUCCUAUGACUGGUUGCCCCGCACCGAGAAGCGCAACGUCGUCAAGGCCUUUCUCGUAAAGAUGCUGCAAAAAGUAACGAUGUCGGAUGAGCUGACGCUGAAGAGUGCAAUGCAAACUAGGCAGGAGGAGGAUCUUCAGGCCAUAGAGAAGGUUAUAGGUGCCAAGAAUUAUUUACUGGGAUCUACUCCCACCAGCUACGACUGCGCCUUGUAUGCCUUGUUGCUGCCGCUUGCCUCACCCAACGUGGGUGGGGCAGCGACGUACGUGACGAAUAGCAGAGUACUCACGGGCUACAUGAAACGCAUGUCAAAUUCCACAUUGACUGCGCAAAACGGGGAGAGUCUCCACACGAAUGGGAAAUCGCGCUGA